AUGGCGGUUGACUUUGGGGACCACGCCAGCGGGUUCCGCCAUACCGAGGUGAUCAGGUUCAUCAACAACGAAGUCCUCCUGAACGGCGGCGGCCCAGGUUUCUACGUGGCCUUCCGCUCCCGGCCCUGGAAUGAAGUAGAGGACCGGCUUCGGGCCGUGGUGGCGGACCCUCAGGUGCCGCACGCCAUCAAAAGGGCCUGCGCCUGGAGCGCGCUGGCCUUGAGCGUGCGCGUGGGCGCAAGGCAGGGGGAGCAGCAGGCGCGCCGGGUCCGGAGGCUGCAGGAACAGGUAGAGGAGCGCGAGACCGCUGCCUGGGCGCUGGCCUCCGAGCUGCAGCGGCUGCGUGCGGACCGAGAGGAAGCGGCCACACAGUUGCGCUUCACGCGGACCGCCCUGCAGCAGGCGCUGUCCGAGUGCGAUGUGCUUCGUGGGCGGCUGCAGCAAGUGGAGAGGUCAGCCCAGGUCAGCCCGCUGGCCCCUGAAACACUGCCUGGGCCUCGAGCUGAGCAGUUUGGGACUGCAGCCUGGCCCCUGAAUGCCGAGCAGCAGAGAGAUGUGGUUGCCAUGGGGCUUCCUAGUAGGUUGUAUUUUGAGGCCCAGGUGCCAGCCCCGGCAACUGUUCUUUACAUGCCAGGACCUCCAGGUCCCUGCGCUCAGGCCGUACAACCCCCUGUGCCAAUGCCGGUGCCAUACCCACUUCCAUUCCAUGCACCUCUCCCAGUGGGAAUCCCUUUCUUGCCACCUCUGCCACCGACAGUAGUCAUGGAUGCAGAAGCUGCAGUAGUCCCGCUUCAGAUGCCUCCUGUGGGGAUUUAUUCAUCUGGUCCAAAUGCUGCAGUGGGCUCCCAGGAGGAGGCGGCCCCACCAUGGGACCAAAAGAGUUCUAGCCAGGAGGGAGGUCCUGAGACCCUCCAGAAUACAGUUCCUGUGGGGAACAUCGGAAACCUGAGCCAGGAAGGUGUAGAGAGAACACAGGGGAUGGUCCCCCCUGGAGAUAGCUGGAGCCACAGCCAGGAAGAAGGUCUAGAGAAGGCCCAGGGCUUGGUCCCCCUUAGGGAGAGCUGGAGCCAGGGCCAGAAAGAAGGUCCAGAAAAGGCCCAGGAGGUGGUCCCCUCUGAGGGUAGCUGGAGCCAGGGCCAGAAAGAAGGUUCAGAAAAGGCCCAGGAGGUGGUCCCCUCUGAGGGUAGCUGGAGCCAGGGCCAGAAAGAAGGUCCAGAGAAGGCCCAGGAGGUGUUCUCCUCUGGGGAUAGCUGGAGCCAGAGCCAGAAAGAAGAUCCAGAAAAGGCCCAAGAGGUGUUCCCCUCUGGGGAUAGCUGGAGCCAGAGCCAGAAAGAAGGUCCAGAGAAGACCCAGGAGGUGGUCCCCUCUAGGGGUAGCUGGAACCAGAGCCAGAAAGAAGGUCCAGACAAGGCCCAGGGAAUGGUCCCCUCUGGGGAUAACUGGAGCCAGAGCCAGAAAGAAGGUCCAGAGAAAGUCCGGGGGAUGGUCCCCCUUGGAGACAGCUGGAGCCAGAGUCAGAAAGAAGGUCCAGAGAAGGCCCAGGAGGUGGUCCCCUCUGUAAACAGCUGGAGCCAGAGCCAGAAAGAAGGUCCAGAGAAGGCCCAGGAGGUGGUCCCCUCUGUAAACAGCUGGAGCCAGAGCCAGAAAGAAGGUCCAGAGAAGGCCCAGGAGAUGGUCCCCUCCAGAGAUAGCUGGGGCCAGAGUCAGGAAAAAGGUCUAGAGAGUCCCCAGGGUAUGGUUCUCCUUGGGGAUAGUUGGAAACUCAGCCAGGAAGAUCCAGAGAAAUCCCAGGAGGUGGUUACCCUUGGUGCCAGCCAGGAAGAAGAUCCAGAGACUUCCCCGGAGAUGGUAUACCCGGGGGCCAGUGAGAGCCACAGCCAGGAAGAAAGUCCAGAAAGACCCCAAGGGAUGGCCCCCUGUGGUGCCACCAGGGACAAUGGUAAGGAAGAAGAUCCAAGAGGGCCCCAGGAGAUGGUACCCCUGGGGGCCAGUGGGAGCCAUAGCCAGGAAGAAGCUCUAGAGAGGCCUCAGGAGGUAGUACCUCUGGGGGCCAGCGGGAGCCACAGCCAAGAAGAAGUUCUAAAAAAACCCCAAGGGAUGGCCCCCCUUGGUGUCAGUAGGAGCAACAGCCAGGAAGAAGAUCCAGAGGGGCCUCAGGAGGUGGUACCCCUGGGGGCCAGUGGGAGCCAUAGCCAGGAGGAAGAUCCAAAAAUCCCCCAAGGGAUGGCCCCCUUUGGUGCCAGUAGGAGCAAGAGCCAGGAAGAAGAUCCAGAGGGGCCUCAGGAGAUGGUAUCCCUGGGAGCCAGUGGGAACCACAGCAAGGAAGAACAUCCAGAAAGACCCCAAGGGAUGGCCUCUUUGGGGGACAACAGUAGCCAAAGCCAGGAAGAAGACCUGGAGAGGCCCCAGGAGAUCUCCCUAGGGGAUGGCUGGAGCGAAGGUAUGAGGGAAAGCCCAAAGAAACAGCAGCCUCAGGGGCAGAAGGCCAAGCAACCCAAAGGGAAAAAAGCUUUGGAUUUCCAGCACCAGGAGAAGUCUGUCUCAGGAUGCAGUCCCGUGAAUUGGGACUGCCCGUGGUGUAAGGCCAUGAAUUUUGCAUGGCGUAAGGCCUGCUAUAAAUGCAAGAAAGUCUGUGCGGCGGGUGAGAGUCGAGGCCUGGACCCAGGACAAAUUCACUGA
This is a messenger RNA of Neogale vison (American mink), 2679 nucleotides long. Its product is annotated as putative testis-expressed protein 13C. NCBI's taxonomy places the organism in Eukaryota, Metazoa, Chordata, Mammalia, Carnivora, Mustelidae. The record is from RefSeq and is a predicted model, not a curated record. The coding region runs from base 1 to 2679 and encodes 892 amino acids. The transcript has a single exon.